ACCCCAUUGAAAUACUCACAGGAGCACUUUGAUAUCAUGCAUUAUCUUAUCUGAUUUGAAACAACCCCACUUUUUUGCUUCCUCCUGCGAGAUGCGACAUGCAAGACAAGAAGAAAGGAAAUGCCCUGAAACAGACCGCUGCUUUAGUUCUCUAUGACCCCAAGUUUCUCCUUCACCCACAUAGGGCGGAUGUGGGUGUCUUCAAAAAUGGUGCUUAUGUUUGCUGUUGUGCCACUAUAUAAAAAUGAGACUUCGCGACCACUUGGUGCAUUCAUUCAUCAAAUCAAUCGGACUUCUCUACAUUUAUUUCAAGUAAUAUUUCACUAAAAUGGUAAGGGAAAUGCACAGUGUAUAUAUGUAUUUUUAAAUAAUAAUUGUUGUUUGAUUCUCUAGACAUCAAUAUGGAUACUCAAUUUUCUGUUAAUCAGCCUCAUGGGAGCAAAUGGACUCGACACAUUCCCAGUGAGAUUUGUACUGGCAACUAUAAACGAAGACAUCUCUUUACCGUGCGGCACAACAUCCAAGGGAGAUGAAGUGACAUGGAAGUUCAAAGAUGAGGAGAUGAAAGAUUUGGACAAGAAUAAUCACAACCUACUGGUGGAUGGUGUAGGCGACCCCAGUCUGGGAGAGUACACUUGCUGGCGAGGGGGUGAAAGUGCGUCUACUCAUCUCCUGCUGAUAGCUGAAAAGAAACUCGAUUCUUUUCUCUCCUGUCGCGCAAAGUCCUAUAACUGCAAAUUUAGUUGCACAUGGAACAAUAGUAACUACCAUCUUGUACGGCUUGGACUGGGCCCACAUUGUCGCAAAGGAAACAACUCUUGCAACUGGUUCAAUGGCACUGUUGACAAACAAGAUGGGAGCCUCCACUUUGAGCUGUUCCACUCGCUCUCACCUUAUGCAGAGGAGAGCAACAUGCUGGAACUCACAGCCGAGGCCACCGAUGGCUAUUACUUCUCCAAGAGCACCAUGAGAUUUUAUCUUCGAGAUAUCAUUCAACCAGACAGCCCACAGAUCAUCCAAUGGCAAGAGCUGGCCCACAAUCUAAAUGUGAUUGUCAAUCCUCCACGCAGUUGGUCCAAACCUCACAGCUUCUUUACCCUAGAACAUGAGGUUCAAUAUCAGAGCAUACAUGAUGGCAAGUGUGAGAGCUCCAACGGUACCUCACCCUUCCAGAUACCCAAGGCGAUCACCAAACUGAGGGUUCGGUCCCGGGACCUGUUGGUGAAGUCGGCCUGGAGCCAGUGGAGUGCCUGGGUAAAUGUAAUAACACCGGUCGAAGACGGAAAAGUGAAAGAUUGCAAAUCUUAGAAGACAGCGAUAUGUUGGUAUCCAUGGAUGAAUACAUGAACUGUUUUCACUGAAUGAGAAUCAGUGCCUAGCAACCUAUUAUUAUUAUCAUUAUUAUUACAGUAUUUUUAAACUUUGAACAUUCAAAAAAUGACCUGUCCGUAUAAAUUAAUUGGAAAAUGUUUGUAUAAUAUUUGUGGGUAUGUUCAUUAAACCAUCAUUAACGUAAUG
Corythoichthys intestinalis (scribbled pipefish) is the source of this 1518-nucleotide messenger RNA. RefSeq names its product interleukin 12B 2 (gene il12b2). Gene Ontology annotation, molecular function: protein binding. NCBI's taxonomy places the organism in Eukaryota, Metazoa, Chordata, Actinopteri, Syngnathiformes, Syngnathidae. The coding region runs from base 433 to 1308 and encodes 291 amino acids. The record is from RefSeq and is a predicted model, not a curated record. The transcript has 7 exons.